CACAUGUUUGAUGGCUGAGACAUGAAUGACUGGGCUAACAAUAACGUCUGCGGGCCUUGAAUCAUGUCCAGGCUUACGCUUGAGCUUUUAGCGGUUACAUCCUUGAAGCAUCAAUUUUGGGUCCGUUCGCAUGCCCCCAUGCAGGGGGGAUGCUGAUGACGAUUGACUGAACAGGUUAUUCGUAUUAAUGAAUGAAAGAGCGGCCACACAAAAGAUGACGCGCCAGAUCGACACGGGGAGCCAUCCAUAUUAACGUAGCACCCAAGCUCUUUGUCUUUCUUCUUCUUCCCUUUCGCCAAGAGCUGCCAACUGUUCACGAUGCACCCGUACCAACUUCAAUCUACCUUUCCUUAAUGACCGUCGUACGUCCGUCGGAACCGCCGAAACCAUGGCCGCUGAGUCUGGGGAGACAGGCCAGACGGGGCCAAUUGUCGCGUCGUUGCUGGUCAACAUGGUCAUCGCGGGCCUCUUCGCCAUAGCUUGCUACAACUGUCUCGAGAUCCUCAUCUCGCUACUGAAUCGCUUCAAACGGCAUGAUGGUCUUUAUUUCUGGAGCAUGGUGGUAGCGACCCUUGGGAUAUUACUGCACAGUAUCGUGGUCAUAUUGAGGUACUACAGCUUGGGGCCCAACUUUUUGCUCUGCGUUUUGACGUGCGUGGGCUGGUAUGGUAUGGUCACCGGUCAAUCUGUCGUGCUGUAUUCUCGACUACAUCUCAUCGUUGAGGAUAAGUCGAAGACGCGAUGGGUUUUAUACAUGAUCAUCAUCAACUUCUUCAUACUACAUGUUCCGACGACAGUCCUCUUCCUCGGAAGCAACACCAAACACUCGGCCCACUUCAUCGGAGCCUUCAACGUCUACGAGCGCAUUCAACUGGCCGGCUUCUGCAUCCAAGAAACAAUCAUCUCAGGCCUAUACAUCUGGGAAACGUCGCGGGGCCUCAAGCCGAUCUUCGCCGUGCGCAAGAAAAUGGAGCGCAAGAUCAUGCGAUACCUCAUCAUCGUCAACAUCCUCGUCAUCCUCCUCGACAUCAGCCUCAUCCUCACGCAGUACAUGAGCCACUUCAACAUCCAAACAACCUACAAGCCCGUCGUGUACAGCAUAAAACUCAAGAUGGAGUUCGUGGUGCUCAAUAAAUUGCUUUUACUCGUCCAGCACAGCGACUGCAAUUGCAUGCACGUAGUCGGCGAACCCGAAACCCCACCGCCAGACCCUUCACACAUAGAAUGUCAAUCCAUCGAACGAAAUUCCUCUACACGAACAGGAAGCGACGUUCCCAUUCAAAUGAACGUCGCUCCAAUUCAGAUGAACCACGUACAACAAUACGAUACCAACGCAUCGUCGCAGUCGGGAGGCCGUCACCAAAAGGCCAACCCUCUACACUUUCUCGACUACUCUCUUCAAACAGCCACUGAAGCACGACCCUCACCGCUGUUACGAGUUCCCCAACUGCAAAUGCCGAAGCCAUCACCCGACACUGAGGCUUCCGUAAGCUAA
Messenger RNA from Fusarium oxysporum Fo47, 1495 nucleotides. RefSeq lists its product as uncharacterized. NCBI's taxonomy places the organism in Eukaryota, Fungi, Ascomycota, Sordariomycetes, Hypocreales, Nectriaceae. Bases 389 to 1495 code for a protein of 368 amino acids. The record is from RefSeq and is a predicted model, not a curated record. The transcript is spliced from 2 exons.